Dracunculus medinensis (Guinea worm) is the source of this 345-nucleotide messenger RNA. NCBI's taxonomy places the organism in Eukaryota, Metazoa, Nematoda, Chromadorea, Rhabditida, Dracunculidae. The record is from the annotation of a GenBank genome assembly.
AUGUCGAUUCGAAUGUCGCAGCCUCAACAAAUAGCUCAACAGUUUCAUUCAUUGUCGAAUUCGAGUGAACAUUGUUUAAAUGCUAUACGCUUGCUAAGGAAUGAAGUGGUCAAAGCAAAUCGCAAAAUAUCGGGUAAUUCACUCGGUGAGCUCGAUGCAUCCAAUCUCAAGAGAAAGUCACUGGAAAAUCAUGCAAAAAACCUUCCUAGUUCUACUCCAUUAACCGUUCAGUUAGAAAGACUGAAUCGGUUAAUUAGUGAUGGACAUAUCGAUCCGUAUAUUAAUGAACUUUACGAUAGAUUACAGGAUGCAUCUUCAUGGAUGGAAACAGAUAGUGUUAGUUGA